AAAAAUGGGAGUCACCUCCUUUACAAGAAAUGAACAAGAAUAUGCAAAAUAUCGAUGAAUGCCUUGGAACUCAUAAACUUAAUCUGGUAUCGGUGUCAGCUCGCCUGGCGAGACAAGAACGAACUCUCAUCAGAAUACAGGAAACGCUUGAUGCGCUAUCGAAGCGGAUGGUUCCCGAAUGGACAACUAACAAUAUCAACAAUGAAUUAUCUGUUAAUGAAGACGUCACUUCCUCGGGAAUCAAAGACAACAAGCACGUUCAGGAUGGCCAUUUGUCAACGAAAGUCAACGAAAACGACCAUGAUCAAAGUGAUACAGGAGAUGUAGAAAUCAAAGACAGUGACCAAGUGACAUUUACGUUAUUAUCAACACCAUUGGCUGUCUAAAGAAUUGCCACCCUAGAAAUGGUGGAGAGAGAAAGAGAGAGGUGAAUAAAAGAAAGGAAAGAAUAAAGGUCAAAGGUCUGGGAUUCAUUAAAAUAAGUACAGCUUUUUGUAUAUUGUAAAUAUUAUAAUAUAUUCAAGGAUAGGUUUCCCGAUCUCUCCAGUUAUUUUCCAGCUUUCAUCUGAUGUUGACGUUUUAUCUUACUGUUGCUUAUAUGUUCUGGACAAGUAAAUCGUUUUUGAUGACUUGAUAUGGGUAUUGAGACUCAAAGGACCGAGACAUUAUAUUUGGUUUGAAAUGAAAAGUGCUAGUUAUUGGAAUAGUGGUAACAAUUAUAGUAUUCUAACAUUUUCUGACAUUUAUCAGUACACUGCAUCAAACUCAAACUCCUCAUUCCAUUUCUUCACCCCAGCACGUAGGUGAUCGUGCUAUAAUGAUGUUAAGUCUUUUGAUACGCCCUCAUUAUUGGGAAAUGAUAAAAAAGAACAAAUGAAAAAGGCUAUGAUGGUCUUUCUAUCUGAAAAUAAAAGAAAAUGCUCGGGUGAUGAGACCAGCCCUUAGUGCCUGGGUUUGGCAAGGUAAGGAAAGGUUUGGGAAGUUGAGGAUUUAAAACAACAAGAAUGUGCUUUGUAAAGAUGUGGUAUAUUGGUAUAACCCUGGGAGCAGCAUGCAAAGCACACAUAUUUUGCAGCCAUAUGUUCACACUACCACAUAAGGAAAGUUUAUUACUGGGGGUAUAACAG
Molecule: messenger RNA, 1127 nt
Organism: Pecten maximus
Lineage: Eukaryota; Metazoa; Mollusca; Bivalvia; Pectinida; Pectinidae
Exons: 2
Coding region: 30-386 (118 amino acids)
Source: RefSeq, a predicted model, not a curated record